Messenger RNA from Wasmannia auropunctata (little fire ant), 680 nucleotides. RefSeq names its product sepiapterin reductase-like. The coding region runs from base 105 to 620 and encodes 171 amino acids. Lineage: Eukaryota; Metazoa; Arthropoda; Insecta; Hymenoptera; Formicidae. Gene Ontology annotation, molecular function: sepiapterin reductase (NADP+) activity. Gene Ontology annotation, biological process: tetrahydrobiopterin biosynthetic process. The transcript has 2 exons. The record is from RefSeq and is a predicted model, not a curated record.
AGAUUUUAUUUUUAUGAUGUAUCCUAGAAUUCAUAUCGGAAUCUUUGAGGGGAACCACUCCCAGCGCGUUUGAUCGAGUGGUCCUGGUACAUAAUGUUGGUGCGAUGGGCGAUAUCUCCAAAUCGGCAAACGAUAUGUUGGACGUGAACGUCUGGAGGGAAUUCUACGAUCUGAACUUUUUCGUGCCUACCGUAUUAAACGCUGUGGUCAUGAAUACGUUUGCUAGUAAAACUAUUAAGAAGACGAUUGUCAACAUUACAUCCUUAUUCGCAAUUCAACCGUGCGCUGGUUGUAGCCAAUACGCUUCAGUGAAAGCAGCACGAGAAAUGUACUUUAAGGUCUUUGCUCUGGAAAACCCUGAUGUUAACGUGCUAAGUUACUCACCGGGACCUGUGGACACGGAUAUGUUUGUAAUGGCAUGCGACAAAAUUGCUGAUCCCAAAUCUAAAGAAAUGUUCAAUGAGAUGAAAGAAUCGAAAACCGUGUUGACUACAGAACAGACUGUCAAUCGUCUUGUGCAAGUCUUGAAAGCACAUAAAUAUAAUUCGGCCGAUCAUGUCGAUUAUUACGAUGAGUUGAUCGAAGCAGAAAAACCGACAUUUAUAGAGAGAAAAAAUUAAUAAAACACAAAAGUCAAAUAAAUUUAUUCUUUUACAUUGAAAAUAAUUUUGUUUUAUAUU